CGAAGCUGUUCCAGUCGUCCCUUUGCUUCAGAGUUGCACAGGUCGUGUCUAACACUCCUCGAUUCUUUACAUUGUUUAAACGUGUAUCUCCGACAUUUGGAGCAAGCAAGACCAUGGCAGCUAAACAACGUGUUUGUAUUAUUGGAUCUGGAAACUGGGGUUCGGCUAUCGCGAAGAUAGUUGGAGCAAAUGCUAGUACACAAAGCAUUUUUGAUGACUGUGUUACAAUGUAUGUGUAUGAAGAAAUUAUCAAUGGAAGAAAAUUAACUGAAAUUAUCAAUGAGACACACGAAAAUGUAAAAUAUCUUCCAGGUCAUCAACUUCCACCCAAUGUGGUAGCUGUUCCAGAUCUAGUAGAAGCUGCAAAAGAUGCUGAUAUUCUCAUCUUCGUAAUCCCACAUCAAUUCAUUCAAAGAAUAUGUAAAACACUAUUAGGGAAUAUUAAGCCAACAGCAGUCGGUCUCUCUUUGAUAAAGGGAUUUGAUAAAAAAGAGGGUGGUGGAAUUGAACUUAUUUCCCAUAUAAUUGCAAGAGAACUGAACAUUCCAAUGGCGGUUUUAAUGGGAGCAAACUUGGCUUCUGAAGUAGCUGAAGAGAUGUUUUGUGAGACAACUAUAGGUUGCAAAGACCAAAAUAUAGCGCUGACAUUAAGAGAUCUAAUACAAACAUCGUACUUCCGAGUUGUGGUUGUUGAGGAUGUUGAUUCAGUUGAAUGCUGUGGUGCAUUAAAGAAUAUAGUUGCCUGUGGUGCUGGUUUUGUUGAUGGUCUAAGAUUAGGUGAUAAUACAAAAGCUGCUGUCAUUAGAUUGGGACUUAUGGAAAUGAUUAAAUUCGUAGAUGUAUUUUUCCCUGGUGGAAAACUAUCUACAUUUUUUGAAAGUUGUGGUGUAGCAGAUCUUAUUACAACAUGUUAUGGUGGGCGUAAUCGUAAAGUUUCAGAGGCAUUUGUUAAAACUGGCAAGACAAUUGUUGAAUUGGAACAGGAAAUGUUGAACGGACAGAAAUUACAAGGUCCCUUCACUGCUGAAGAAGUAAAUUAUAUGCUGAAAGCAAAAAAUAUGGAAAACAGGUUUCCUCUUUUCACAUCUGUACAUCGGAUUUGUAUUGGUGAGAUUAAACCACAGGAACUAAUUGAAUGCAUACGCAACCAUCCGGAACACAUGAACGAUGACGUUAAUGCAUCAAUGCUGCAACUACCUGCACCGAGAUGCCAUCUGUGAAGAUUAUAUUGGUGGACACGGAAGAGGGAUGAUGAUGCUCGCGUAUUAAUGUCUAAAAAAUUGUUACAAAUUUAUAGAUUAUUUUUGAGGUGUGAUAGAUGUUUAACAUACGAAAUGUUCAUACCAAUUUGAAACAAUGCAGAGAUAACAAUUACUAUAAUCAUAAGUACAAUAUAAUAUAGUACUUUUAGUCUCGAAAAACUAUGUUAUUGAUAAAGCCAUCAGUUUUCAUAUUUUCAUUAUGUUCUUUAUAUAGACACUUGUCUAUAUAAAUUUAAUGUAAUUGAUUCAUUUCUUUUUUAUGGUCACUAAAAUCUAUAAAAAUUAUAUUUUAUUAGAAAUACAUUUUAGUUAUAUUUAACUUCUGAUUGCAAUGUAAAAUUACAUAACUACCGUUAGGAAACGUUAACGGCCAAAAGGUAUUUGUACAGACGUAUUUGUAAUUAUUUCUUAAUUUUAUACAUUUUUAAAAAAUUUUAAAUAAAUUUGUUUUUUGAAUGUA
Megalopta genalis is the source of this 1722-nucleotide messenger RNA. It is a transcript of the gene Gpdh1, whose product is annotated as Glycerol-3-phosphate dehydrogenase 1. Gene Ontology annotation, molecular function: glycerol-3-phosphate dehydrogenase [NAD(P)+] activity; NAD binding; protein homodimerization activity. NCBI's taxonomy places the organism in Eukaryota, Metazoa, Arthropoda, Insecta, Hymenoptera, Halictidae. The record is from RefSeq and is a predicted model, not a curated record. Gene Ontology annotation, cellular component: cytosol. Gene Ontology annotation, biological process: glycerol-3-phosphate catabolic process; carbohydrate metabolic process.